Molecule: messenger RNA, 815 nt
Organism: Orbicella faveolata
Lineage: Eukaryota; Metazoa; Cnidaria; Anthozoa; Scleractinia; Merulinidae
Biological process (GO): axoneme assembly
Cellular component (GO): axoneme
Molecular function (GO): dynein complex binding; protein binding
Source: RefSeq, a predicted model, not a curated record
UCGGGUACAUCAUUUAUCGUUUGUAAGUCAUGCCAACUGCCGUUUUAAUGGACGAAAAAAUUCAAAAAGAGGAAGACAACUAUCCAAGGAUUACGAAGAAGGUCUUAUUUCAACUUUGUAAAGAUCAUAAAUUGUACAGAACACCGUAUCUAAAUGAUGUGCUUUACCUUCAUUAUAAAGGCUUUGCCAAGAUAGAAAACCUUGAAGAAUACACAGGAUUGAAAUGUCUUUGGCUGGAAUGUAAUGGAAUUCACAAGAUUGAAAAUCUGGACAAUCAGAAAGAGCUGCGAUGCCUGUAUCUACAGCAAAACCUUCUGUCAAAGAUGGAAAAUUUGGAGCAUCUACAACAGUUGGACACUCUUAAUGUCAGCAAUAACACCAUUUACAAAAUUGAAAAUAUAAGUGCCAUUCCCAAAUUGAGCACACUACAGAUAUCACACAACCGUUUAUCAACAGCGGAUGACCUGACACAUUUAGCAGAAUGUCAUAAUCUGAGUGUCGUGGAUGUGUCACACAACAGAAUAGAUGAUCCAGAUGUCUUAGAAGUCUUUGCCUCCAUGAAAAAUCUUCAUGUUCUUAACAUGAUGGGUAACUCUGUCAUCAAAAAAAUCAAGAAUUACAGGAAAACAUUCAUCAUCAAAAUAAAAGGCCUGAGAUACCUUGACGACCGACCAGUGUUCCCAAGAGAACGAGCCUGUGCAGAAGCAUGGGAGAAGGGAGGAGUGGAGGCUGAAAGAGAAGAAAGAGAGCGGUGGAUUACAAGAGAACAGCAAAAGAUUAUGGACAGUGUGAAUGGUAAGCUUUAUGCAAGCUGA